This is a messenger RNA of Megalobrama amblycephala (Wuchang bream), 2937 nucleotides long. Its product is annotated as protein SOGA3. The coding region runs from base 146 to 2470 and encodes 774 amino acids. Gene Ontology annotation, biological process: regulation of autophagy. The transcript has 7 exons. The record is from RefSeq and is a predicted model, not a curated record. NCBI's taxonomy places the organism in Eukaryota, Metazoa, Chordata, Actinopteri, Cypriniformes, Xenocyprididae.
UGAAUAUUGAUCCAUUUUAAUGGUGGUUUUACGACGCUGUACACUGCCAUUAUUUUUUGCCUGCGCCAUGAAGAUGAGAAGAUGAGAUGUUAAAAGCUGCAGGAUAAGAUGGAUCUUGCACACGUGAACUCGCGCAGAUGACAGAAUGGACUCUGUGGAAAGCAGCAGCAUGAAGCAGCAGCAGCAGCGCGCGUCCUCGCCAGCCAGAUUCAAAGACUCGCCGUCAAAAGCGGCUUCCAAAAGCGCGUCUGCCAAAGCCGCCGCGUCGAAGCCAGGCGGUAAAAGCAGCCGCAGUAACUCUCCGGUCACUGUCCACACCGGCAAAGACAGACACCCGGGCAAAGGCGCGGCCGCUGUCCACGCCACCGGUGCUGAAAGCCCGACUCUGAGAAGGGCGGAGAAGAACAAGAGCAUCGAGGAGCGCAGCAGUUCCUCUGAGGAACCCUACGCCGCCGACGAGUCGCUUUUGGGAGCCGAUGCUGCUCGGGUGGUGUCCGAUCAGCCGAGCUCUACGAAAUCCUCUCAGGGCAAAAGAGACAACGCGAGAGCUGAUGGAGGCAAGCAGACGGCCAAGAGUGCUGUAGGAUGCGGCCCGGGCUUCUGGAGGGAGGGAUGCUUGCAGUCUGAACUCAUACAGUUUCACAUGAACAAAAGCUUGAAGAAAGAAAGCGGCAUGGCAACGAAGACCUCGAGCUCGCCGGUGACGGAGCCGCAGCUGCAGCACGCGGAGGCGAACCGGCCCUCGGAGGACUUACCUCCGCCAAACCAGGAGCUGCAGGAGGAGAUCGAGAGAUUAGAGGAGGAGAACGAUUACCUUAAGCAUGAAAUUGAAGAAAUGCGAGCAGAGAUGGAUGAAAUGAGGGACACGUUCUACGAGGAAGAUGCCUGUCAGUUGCAGGACAUGCGGCGUGAGCUCGAGAGAGCCCAUAAGAACUGCCGAAUCCUUCAGUAUCGCCUGCGAAAGGCGGAGAGGAAGCGAAUGCGAUAUGCAGAAACAGGUGAAAUUGACGGGGAGCUGCUGAGGAGCCUGGAGCAAGACCUAAAGGUGGCCAAGGAUGUGUCUGUCCGACUGCACAAUGAACUCGAGAAUGUGGAGGAGAAACGAACGAAAACAGACGAAGAGAAUGAAAGACUGAGGGAACAGCUGAUUGAAGUUGAGGUGACAAAGCAGGCUUUACAAAAUGAGCUGGAAAAGACCAAAGAGCUUUCCCUAAAACGAAGAGGAAAAGAUGUACAGAAAUCAGAGAAGAGGACUCCACAAACCCCAACAGAGGAGGAAAAUGAAGAUCUAAAAUGCCAGUUGGCCUUCAUCAAGGAGGAGGCUAUCUUAAUGCGGAAGAAAAUGGCUAAAAUAGACAAAGAGAAGGACCGUUUAGAGCAGGAGCUCCAGAAGUACCGCUCCUUUUAUGGUGAUGUAGACAGUCCUCUCCCCAAAGGCGAGGCUGGAGGUCCCCCCACCACCCGAGAGUCCGAACUGAAGCUCCGUCUGCGGCUGGUGGAAGAAGAAGCCAAUAUUUUAGGUCGCAAAAUCGUGGAGCUGGAAGUAGAGAACCGUGGGCUGAAGGCAGAGUUGGAUGACAUGCGCGGGGAUGAGCUGGCUGGUGGGACGACAGACCCGUCGUCCAGAGAGCAGAGCGAGGCGCUGUCUGAACUCCGGCAACAACUGCAGUUGGUGGAGGACGAGGCUGAACUUCUGCGCCGUAAUUUGGCUGACGUGGAAGAGCAGAACAAGAAAAUGACCAGCGAGCUCAACAAGCUCAAAUACAAGGCAGGGUCACAUGAGGGCUCACGCUACAACAGCGGGGCGGUCGAUGCCGCAAAGUUUGAAGCUCUCCAGGAAGAGCUGAAGGCCGCCAGGCUGCAGAUCAACGAACUGAGCGGGAAAGUGAUGCAGCUGCAGUAUGAAAACCGUGUGCUGCUGUCUAACAUGCAACGCUACGAUCUGGCAUCCCACCUGGGCAUCCGCGGCAGCCCGAGGGACAGCGACGCAGAGAGCGACUGUGGCCGCAGGGAAAGCGACGAUGACUGCUCUCGGCUCCCGCCGCAUCGCAAACGCGAGGGUCCCGUCGGUGGCGAAAGUGACUCGGAGGAGGUCCGCAACAUCCGGUGCCUCACUCCUACUCGCUCCCUCUACACCCCAGAGGGACGUUUUUUAUCGAGAAGCUUCAAGGACCGCCAGCAGAUGAUUGAUAUCCGUAUGGAGGCAGAAAGAUUGAGCAGGACCAUCGAUAGACUCAUUGCUGACACCAGCACCAUCAUUGCAGAAGCUCGUGUUUACGUGACCAACGGUGAGCUGUUUGGAAGAAUGGAUGAUGAUGAUGAGGGCGGACGAAUACGAGAGCACGAGCUGCUUUACCGCAUCAAUGCUCAGAUGAAAGCUUUCAGGAAGGAACUGCAGAACUUCAUCGACCGCCUGGAAGUCCCAAAACCAGAGGAUAGAGAAACUGAAGAACCUCUGUCAACAUUUUGAAGAAUCUUACAAGAUCUGUCAAGCUCCAAAAAGGACAAAAACACCAUAAAGCAUGAUCAAAUUAGCCCAGAUGACUUAUAUUCAUGAAGACAUUUUGUGUGAUGAAGAUACUACAUUUUAUGUUGUUUAUAUACAAUGAUAAAAUUUCUCAUUCUGCCAUAGAUCUCAAAUCAAAUAUAGCACAAGUUUUGACCUCAGUGACAUUUUGUUAUAAGAUGAAUUAUGUUUGAAGACGAUACUGAUUUCAAACUUGAGGUGAUGUGACAAAAUGUGUCAUGUUUGAAGUGACAGCUAUGGUAGAGAGCAGGAAUAAUGAUUUCAUUUUUGUCCUGUUUGUCACACAGUGAGUCAAAAAAUGGCAUAAAGAUUCUUCAAAUUUUAAAUAAAUGCAUACAUAUAGUACAUAUUUACAAUAACAGCAUAUGGGUUUGGAACAAUGAUGAAAAAAAAGUCAUUUUGGGGUGAAC